GGUAGUAAAAUCGGUUGGGUUGGAUAGAUAAUGCAUGCUUACUUGAAACUGGCUUUGAGGAGAAAGCUAGUUAUAUUUGGCAAUGCUACUUUAUUUAUUUACUCAUACGAUAAAUCCUUGAUUAUUAGCUCAGCCCUUAGAGCUCUCUAAGUGUUUAUAUAUAGUCAAAGCAAGAUAUGCAGAGUAGGAAAUAUAGCAUACCUAAAAAAUUUAAAAAGCCAAGAAAGAUUAAAGACAGAGCACUGGAUGUUGGAUUUAACAGCAAAGAAAAUAAAGCUGUCUUCUACUACAAUUCAAAUGAUGACCUUCAGGUGAAAAUGGUUAAUUCAAUUUCCAAUCUCAACAGCCUGGUCGGGGAUUAUGAAAACUUGCUUCACCAGGACUCACGCCAACAAGUAGUUGGGGAAGCUCAAUUUAAAGAAAUGGAGGAGUUUAUCGCAAACGGAUAUUACAAAAUCCAGAAUGCACUUUUCACCUCCCAAAAGAGGAUAGAUGAACUUCUGGAGCCUCUUUCGGACCACAAGUCUUACCCAGGGAUCCCUUCUAACAAUAAAGACACAAUUGAUUCGGUCUCAAGGCAUCUAAAAUAACUCCUUAAUCGACCUCCAAAAAGUGCACACAAAACAAAAUAUGAUUCUUGGACAUUUCAAAGAUAUUACUGGAAAAUUCAACUCUAUUGCAAAUCCUAAAACCACUAAAGACUUCGGAUGUCAAACAGAUAUCGAAACAAGAGAGAGCAUCUUUGACCCUGACAUCCAUCCUGCUUCAACAAAAGUGACCGAAGCCAAGAAUGAAAUUGUGAAGGAUUACAUGAAUGAGUACAAAUUCAAGAUAUUUCAUUUAAUCAACAAUCCCCUCGUCGUAGUAGACAUCACGAGUAAGAACAAGCUCCUCGAGCCAUUCAUUUACCAAGAGAAGAAAGAUAUCAGGGACAACUCCGCUUAUAUGUACAAAAUUGAAGGAGACCUGAAAACAGUCAACAAAAAGCUAGAGCAGAUCAAGAUUGAAGUAUCAAAAUAACAAUAGGAAGAAAGCUGAAGAGAGUAUUCUACCAGUGAGCCAUCUGUCUGUUGAUUCUGCUCAGAAUGAAGACCUCCACUCCUCAAUGACUAGUCUGCCAAAUAUUAAGUCUAUUCCUAAACAUUAUAAUGGGUUUAAGAGCAACGAAUCGAGAACUUAUGCUUUGACGAGCAGAAAGAUAGUAAAUAAUUUAGCCAAAGACAAAGACAAAUUCUUAGAUAAGCUCAUCUCUAAUGCUGAAAGGGAAAAGCAAGGUCGUAAUGACCCUUUCUUGGGACCUAGACCCGACAGACUCCACAGAAGGGGAGAUUCACUCCAAUUUUCAGAUUUUAGAGUCAAAAAGAGUGUUAUUAAGGGUAAUAUUGACAGCAUGAAACACUUUAAGAGGCAAAAAGAGGUUCUUCCAAAUAUUUCCCAAAUUGAUAAAAGCGUUAGCUCUAUUAACCUCAGACCAAAAUAUCAACGAAAUCAAUCUGUCCUGAGAUCUCUUGAUAGAACUAUAGAUAAUGGGAAGACUGCUCUCAAUAUCUUUAAUGACCCAAUCAUUAGUAUGAAACUGACAUUUCCCAGUUUUGAAACUAUAAAACCAAGACUUUUAAAACCCUUCCUUGAACUUGGGUCUGAAGAAGAGCUGAGAUUAAGGGAAACAUUUGAGAAGUUGAACCUUUACCCGGAAAUAAGCCAGCUAAUUAUAGAUGACUUGAUCUCAAAAUACUGUGGGGUGCUAGACAAUGCUGAUUCAUACAAAUCUAUUGUAGACAUUUGCUCGACUAUUUUUCACUACCUAGAUAUAUUAUACGAAAUCUUCGUUUCGUACAACAUUCCGUACUGUACUGACAUAAACUCAAUGAAGAAAAUGAGCUGGCCUCCUUUCAAGAGAUUCUGACAGGAUAUUGGUUAUGAAGAGUUAGGCCCAUACUUCUUCUACAUUUCCACGAUUGUAGACAAGACUCUCUCUCCUGAUAUCUGAGGGGAAACUUUGUCUGAACAGCAAAAGUGGUGUCUCAAAAGAAUAGAGAAAAGUCUACACUCUGAGUAUCAGAUAAAGAUAACUUUUACCAAUUUUAUUGAAGCCCUUGUCCGCAUGAGCGACCAUGUCUGUGAAAUAGACCAAAAAUUAAGCGAUAAAAUAAUCGGAUUUAUAGAAUCUGCAACAAAAGAUACACAAAGGUCUUUGGUAUUUUCAUACAAGUUCUACCUCUUUGAAAAAGAGUUCAGAGUAGUGAUCCAGAAAUAUACCCCUGUUUUACUCAAAAUAUACCACAAAGAGUUGGAAAAUAGACUCAUAAACGUAGAUGAAAGUGAGCCUGGAGGGAGACACUGCCUCAUGAAUUUCAGAAUCCUCGUUUCCCUACUCAAGAAGUGGCAGUUCUGCAAUGAAGAUAUAAAAGAGACCCAUAAUUUGACAGAAGAAGAUCUUAUUAAUGAAAAUAGGGAGAAUACACCUCUUAUUGGGGACAGAGACAGGAAGGAACCAUACUCUGGAACUUUAAGAUACUCUCAUAUUAUAGAACUGUUCUACGCUUCCCUGAAGCAUCGAAACUACUUACAUCUAGACCGUACUCUGCGAAAUGAAGGAAUAGGACUCAGCUGCUUUGAGUUCAUCGACUUUGUAACCUUCCUUGGCAUCUACAUGUGGAGAGUCAACGAAAUCUACUUCGAUCUUGAGCCCUAUCAAGCCCUCGAAAAGACCUUUAUCAAAGUCAAAACAUCAUCAAUAAAGUACAAUAUAAUCCAAAGAUCAACACCUUGUUCCGAAUUUGAUAGCCCUUACCAAAACCCCACCUCAAAAUUCCCCCAAGAACCUCCAAAUCUAGACCCUAAACCUCCCAAACAAGACGAUUUCAAACAAAAAACUGAGUCAAGCAAGAGUCUUUUUGACCGGCUCAAAAUCCAGCACCAAAAGAAAAGAAAUAAACUUACUGAUUAAAAUAAUGGGGUUCUGACUAA
This is a messenger RNA of Moneuplotes crassus, 2970 nucleotides long. Lineage: Eukaryota; Ciliophora; Spirotrichea; Euplotida; Euplotidae. The record is from the annotation of a GenBank genome assembly.